AUGCCUAGUGCACCCUGGACCCUCAAUUCCAGGAGAGAUUCGAAAUCGAAAGUCGAGGAACCACCUCCGUUUACCCAGGUCACUCUCAAAGUGAGUCUUUCUUUUUUUCUUAAUUCGCUUCAUUAACUUUCAUCGCGUAUGUAAAAAUAAAUAAUGGAAUAAUGCGACGAGAUUGUCCGAUCCAUGAAAGUCGACUUUAACUUGUUUCAAGCUACGUCAAUUACGCUUCUUACCGCUUCUCUUCUGUUCUGCAAUUGUCAAAGAGACGAGAGCCUCCGACAUUGUCCGAUCCAGUACGGACUUAUUCUACUAGAAACGUCGAAGAAUCACGUCUACCUUGCGCAGUCUUUUCCCAUUCAGAUAUUAGGUUUCAAAGUCAUCAGAGUUGACUAUUAAUAACUUGCGUGGGUGGCGAGUAACAAGUUCUUGCGUUAUAAACAUUUCGGCAAGUAGAAAUUUACAAGGGCAUCGCAUCUGCAUUAUACAACGUGGUGCAAUUGUUCUUAGAAAUAUGAGAUUAUACUUCGAGUCUCGAGAGGGAACGGCGAGGAAUUAAUGUAUGAAAAGAUUCGAAUACAUAUGAAUCGUCAUUUAUUCGAUUAGCCAUCUAAGCUAUCGUCGCUUUUUGUUUAUUUCUGUUUAUUUCUCGCCGCGCAACAAUUCCAAAAACGCGUACUUCCGAUAUUUUGGCAACAAGCCAUGCGAAAAUGCGAGAAAACGUGGUGUUCCAAGUUUCGAAAACACGUGAAGUCGUCAUGAUCGUUCACGUCAUAAUAUUGUUUACAACUGUCGCGGGUAGUUAGAUCAUCGACGAGUCCGAUUGCAAUUUACAAGAUCCACGAUCGCUUUGAAAUCGAUAUUUCGCCAUACGAAGCGCGCACGAAAUUUGUCAUUGAAUUGGUUAAGUUGAAAGUUUUCCAACAAAUGAAAUGAAGUCCAGAAAACUCCAAAAAUACCACUCUAUUCAUUUCACCUGUGAAUAAUCUCACGUUUGCGCUAGAAUUCCUUCAAGUACGAUAAUUUAAUACGAUAUGUAAGCUUUUACUCAAUUUACCACUGAUUCACUUUAAGGAAUGAAUUAUAAAAGAAUUAUAUAGAUCAUCGAAUUAUCGAAAAAUUGAAGGAGAGAGAAGUUUACUAGACUCGCACACUUGUCUACACGAGAUAUCGAAAGCGUUGGAUUAAUUUCAGUUUCUCGAUACAAGAGAGAUCAGACAGAAGGCUAGCCUCGCGGGUCCUCGCAUAUAAGCCUCUGGGUCACGAUUAUUUAAAGAACACGCGUUUCUAUUUCAAAUGUCUUGCCAGUUGCGUCUUCCGCCAGUUUCUUAACGGGCUUACAUUACGGUUUUGUGCAAAUUUUUGCUGGACUUGCAAGCGUUUUGAUUUAAAAAUCUGAACGCUAAUUCUACGUUCUAUCAGUCGUCACAAUUUUCGCAUAAUUUUCUUUCACAAAGUUUUUCUCUUUCGCAAUAGUAGUAUCUAUCAACAAAUAAGUAUAUCUUUUUUUUUCUUUUUUUUCUUUCAAAGGAAUAGAGGAUACGGUAUCAUGGAAAUACUUGAUCGAAGCUUGUAGCUUGAAAAUGAUCGCGGAGGAAGUGCGCUACUUAGAUUAUUUAAAGACAAUCAAACGGAGAUCGAUACUUGCCAAGAGAAUUCUCGAGACUUUCUUUCUUUAGGAACGAAGGAUAUUAGGUGGGGAGUUUCAUCUAUUUUUCAAUACAACCACUAUCUUUCACGACACAGAUAAUAUUCUUUUGUUCCUUUUACCGUACCGUUAAAAUCAAGUGAGAGAGCGAUCGCCAACAGAUUGAUCUAACAAUAAGAUACAAAGUUGCAGAUGUAAAUGUUCGUCGAUCAUGAACAAUAAAGCGAUUGUAAAAAUUGGGUACGCAACGACUAACAAUUGGCGCGUAAAUUGUUGCUGCUACGAUAAACAUUAUUUUUAGAUUCCUCACGGUGAAAGAACAUUUGCGAUGGAUCGAAAUACAAAUGUGCAAGAAUCAAGCGUAUAGAAACACUAGAAGAUAAUUCAAGCGAAAAGAAAAUAUUCACAAGUGAAAAUAUUUGUAAAAGGCGACGAAAGUAAAAAUAUUUAUCGUUUUUUUGUAGAGUGUGCCGAAACCAGAAGCGACGCCCUCGACAGAUGCACAGCCGCGUAAACAGAGCAAGAUCACAAUAAUUCCGUCACAGCCUAAAAGCGAAAAGAACACGAGCAGUCAACCGGCACCGGCGAAGCUCCGCGAGAAUGGACGACAAGAGCCAAAUUCGAGGCCACAGCUCGAACGACAGGUUCGAAUCGAGAGGUCUCGAUCUCGAGGUGACACAAUACCUCUCUCCAAGAGUGAGAGCACCACAGGAGCGCCGACAUUAUCGAAAAGCUCGUCGAGGGCAGCGAUCCCGCCGCCACCACCUCCAAGACCACCGCCACCACCUCCGGGUAGAACGAUCCUGAAAGAUCUUCCACCGCUGAACGAAGAGCAAAAGGAAAAACUGGAAAUGUUGAAACAGAGGCCGCGGAAACGUCCCGAUUGGGCGAGCAUGAUGAAGGAAGUCGAAAGCGGGAAGACGUUGAGGCACGUGAAAUGCAACGACAGGAGCGCGCCCUUGAUCGAGAGGGUGAACAAGGUUACAGCUGAUCCAGCAGGGAAGGCACACUUUGUGUUCGAAUCUGAAAAAUCGAACAUGCAUAAUCAAUUGCUGAAGCAGAUUCAGGAAGGUAUUAAAUUAAAGAGAGUACAGACCAAUGACCGAUCGAAACCAAUACUAGAGGGUUUGAGGAAAUUCCGAAGGCAGCUGACGAUAGAGGAACAAAUGCAAAAAGCUGAGGAACCCACGGACGACUCUAUUUCGGAUGAUAUGGAUGACAUUGAUGCCGUAAGGGAUGACUUACAAAGUACUAAACAAAUGCUUGCUCUUGAACUUAGAAAUAAGGAGGCAUUAGAGAGAGAAAACAAAAGGUUACAAUCAAAGAUUUUGAACCUCGAAGCGGAAGUUGAACAUGCGAAAUCUCAGAAAAGCGUGCAAGAACAAAGAAAGUAUGACGAGAGAUUAACGGAAUCGUUUAAAAAGGAGGCUCAGCAAGCAAGGCAGGAUGCUGAGAAAUUCGAAACAGAGUACAUCACUGUCUCAGAAGAGAAAGACCGGCUCAAAAAUGAAUUGGAGGAAAUGAAAAGGAUGUAUGCUGCUUUAGAAAGACGAAUGAAAGCUGAACAAGAGCUUGAACCUCAGCCAAUAAUUGAGCUAGCAGAUGAUGGGGACGAAGCAGCUUGGUACAAUGUUUCAGGAAUGGCACUGGCUGGUUGUCCAAGUGCAAAAGAUGUAGCAAAAAUUGCCUGUCAAAAGAGCAUAGAUAAAAGGGAGCCAAGUGAAAGUGAAGAGGAAGAAGAAGAAAGCUCAGAGGAGGAGGAGGAAGAUGAGGAAGAUGAUCCAAAAGCAGCAGAAAAACGGGACAAAGCGGUUAAUGCCAGAAAAGAAAGACAUGCAUUGAAAGAUCAAAUUAAGCAACAACAGAAAUUAUUAAAAGAAGAAAAGAAGAAGUAUAAACAACUUCAGAAAGAAGUUGACAAAAUGGCUAAGCUAAUGUCAGAAAGUGAAGAUGAUGAUAAAGACGAAGAAGAAGAGGAAGAGGAGGAGGAAGAAACUGAGUCAGAAGAGUCAGAAUCUGAAGAAUCUGAAGACGAAGAAACUGAAACAGAAGAUGAAGAUCAAUCUAUGGAAGGACAAAGAAAUAUUUUGCAGAAACAAUCUAAGAAACACGAAGGGCGUUUAGCUGCAUUGAAAAAAGGUAACUAUCUACUUAAAGCACAAGUUGAUAGAUUGAAAGAUGAUUUAGCAAAACAACGAGAAGCUAGUCUCACUCUACAAGAAGAUCUUGACUCAGUGUUAGCAGAAUUAGGUUAAGUUAAUGUAAGAACAUACAUCUAAGAAUGAUUAUGAACAAUUGUAUACAUACACAUAUAAGUAUUACAUAUGGAAAUAUAGAAAAUUUUAUGUCUGAAAAACCAGACGCAACUUGUACACGCACACUCACCUAGCGCCUUUUGUAGAAAAUCUUACACUCAAGAAGAAUUUUUGUUCAAUCAACUACAGAGAUAAAGAUCUCCUAUUUUGUAGUAUUGAUCAGUAAACGCACUAAUUUGUUUUCUUUAGUAUCUAUGGUAAAUAUUCUGCAUGCGUAACGAACUAAAGGAAAAACAUUAAAACAAAAGACAAAAACAUCAUGUAAAUUUUCUACAUAAACUCUACAUAUCGUAAUUCUUCGUAAACGUGAAAAAUGUUUGUAUGAAAUUACAAAUAUUGCUUUUUUUGCUAUCAUAUUGUUAAAUAUUUUUUAAUAAAAACUAUUAUUAUUAGAUCAUCAAGGUUUUAUACAAGGUUAUUUAUAAGCUAAAAAUCAACACAACACUCACAUGCUUGUAAUUGAAAUUAAUCGACGAGCAGGUUAUUUCCAGAAUGUACAAGCUUUAUUUUUUCAACGACGAUAUUUUAUUUAGCAUACACGAUAACAUAAAUAAUUAUGUUUAUUACGACUUUAAAAAAAAAAAACCAACUACCCAUUCAAAGUAGUUUGAAAAGAAACGUAUAUAUGACGUAUGAUAAAAUCCCUAGAGAUAUUUCUUACAUUGGCGUCGCAAAUACUUUACUUGUACAUGGUUCGCAUUACGAACAUAUUAUUAUUAUUAACAAAUAUAUAAAAUUCUUGUUUUGCAAUUACAUGCGUAUUGAACAACUGUUCUUUCUUCUUUUUUCUGCUACGCCAAUAAGUACAAUUAAAAAAGGAAUGCGAAAUGUCGAAAAUAAAUGAUAAUGAAGAUGAUAGCGGUAUUUUUAAAAUUCGAAAAUUAUAUUUGAAAAUCAGAUUACUGUUGUUUUUCUCUGAGUUACAUAUUCUAUACAAUAGUGUUAUAGGUUUAAAACAUUAUUUGUAUCUCAAGUGUUUCUAGAAUCUGUCUCAAUUAUAAAAAUUUCAUUUGUCAUAAACAAUUCGAUAAUAACGAGCAUAAUGAAAAAAUAUGUUGCAUUUUGCAGCAAGCAAGUCAUGUUUUCUAGAAGAUAUUUUCAAGACGAUACAAACAAUGUGAGAUACUUCAACGUUAGUUUGAAAGUGCAGGCAAUUAAAUUCUUAUUGCUCGAUAUUAUUAUUAUCACUCACAAAUUACGUACAUACAUGCACGUUGACAAAAUGAAAUGAAAAAGUAAAUUUAUUUGAAAAAAAAAAAAGAAAAAAGGAAGUCAUAUAUGUACAUUCGUUUACAUAAAAAUUUUCGACAUUACAUUCAAUAUACAUACAUAACUGAGGUCGAAAAUUAAAACAUCGUGUAAUAUACAUGUUUCUCAGCGUAAUGUUAAUUAUCUAUCUAAUAUUAUGAAAUAGUAUAAUCGAAUAUGUUUGCGCGUUUUCGUUCCUAUAAUUAUGGUGUGAAUUUGCAUGAUUAACAGACUGCUUUGUAACUUUCGUGUCAAUUAAUAAUUCUCAUAUUAGAUAUUUAUCCAAACACACAUACAAAUAAAUAUAUUUCUUUCUUUCGUAGUAAUAUAUUGGCGAAUGGUAGCGCCAAUAUGCUAAUCUGCAUGUCUUUCGUAAGACUAUAAAUGUUAACACUGUUUUCUUACCCGCAUUUGUAUUUUUACAUCCAUAUAGAAUUACAAAAUAAAUACUGAACGCUUGCAAUUUCAGCAAAAACGACAGUAAAAAUUUCCAUAUCGAUGUAAAUAUUACAUUUCGAUUUCAUAGAAUACUGAAUAUUAAGCGAGUAAUGAUUUCCUUGUUUGGCAAGGUUAGUGAAACCUAACAUUUUUUGUAGAAUUUCAGUAUUAGGAAUGCUAACCAUUGCUAUAUUUCGAUACAUUUUAGAUUCAACUAGUGCAGCUUUGUAUUAGUCAUUUAUAAAUAUUUUUUUUAGAAUCCGCAUUACUUAUUUAAUAUCCUGUAUUCGUUAAAUUAUUUUUGAAGAAUGCACAGAGCUAUCCAGGCAUAAAGGAAAACAGCAUUUACGAUAAUAAAAAAGCAAAAAAUAAAAUAUUUCUUGGUCAUUUUAAAUUAGGUAUAAAUAGUGUUUUACUUUUUUUUCUUCGCCCAGAUUGCAGUGACAUUGCUAAAACUGAAUGUUAUCAAAUAGAAAUCCUAUACUAGUCAGGUCCAUUUUCUUAUAUUAUGAAGAUGCGAUAUAAUGCUAGUGGAUUUUUAAGAUAAUAAAUAAUUAUUUGAAAUCCAGUAUUAUGUUCAUUGUCAUUGUCCAGUACUAUGUCAUUGUAUGUAUCAUGCUCACUGAUUUUACGCGGUAACCGAAUUACAUUUGCAAAAAAUCUACUUAAUAAUAAUAAUAAAAAAAAAAAGAAAAAGAAAAAGAAAAGAAAAAAGACGAAAUACAUUUUUUCAUGUAACUUUAGCUUCUAUAAUUUUUUUCUCUUCUACCAACUUAACGUCAGUUACGUGUAAAUUAUGAAUACUUUUUGCUGCAAACUUAAUUACAGACUGAGUUGAGACUUGAGUUGUAUGUCUGAGAUCUAAACGUUUAAGCACUUUACAUCUUGCCAAAUGAUCUAACGUUGCUUCCGUAAGUAAUCUACAAUUUGCCAAAUUCAGUGAUGCUAAGUUCAUUACUGCUUGCGCUGGCGAAGUUGCUAAUUGAGCAACACCAGCAUCAGUAACUCGACCACAAGAAGAAAGAUCUAAUGUCUCGAGAUAGGGUAAAUGUUGAACUAUAUAUCUCAAAGCUACAUCAGUUAUAUCACAUCCAGCCAAAGAUAAAUUUUUAAGAUGUUUUAAUCUUGAAGUUUUAUCAAUUAGACCAGGUCUAGAAUCUGUAGGUGGACUGAGAACUUCUCUUAAACUUGAAUCAUUUAGUCCAGAUACAUGA
Heterotrigona itama is the source of this 6860-nucleotide messenger RNA. The record is from the annotation of a GenBank genome assembly. NCBI's taxonomy places the organism in Eukaryota, Metazoa, Arthropoda, Insecta, Hymenoptera, Apidae.